CCAUUGCUCACCUAUAUGACGUCACAACCAAGUGUAAAUAUCAAUCCAAUAUAUAGGUCAUGCACACACUCGACAGGUGACAGAAGACGAUUAUGGAGUAUCCAGCACUAGGUGAAGUUGUGGACCUUACGGAAUUACCUAAACUAGACGAGAAAGUGCUGCUAAACGAACUGAAAGCUCGUUAUGCAAAAGAUAAAAUAUAUACAUACAUUGGGGACAUCUUAGUUGCAGUGAACCCUUUUCGGGAUCUUGGAAUCUAUGGAAAAGAUGCAUCUGAUAAAUAUAAGAUGUCUAAGCGGGCAUCCCAUCCUCCACAUAUCUAUGCAGUGGCUGAUGCCACAUAUCAAGCCAUGAUGGGUCAUAGUGGAAAUGACCCAAACAACCAGUGUAUACUUAUCAGUGGAGAAUCAGGUGCAGGAAAAACUGAGAGCACCAAGUUAAUCAUUAGGCAGCUUAUUGAGUUGUGCAAAGGCAACACACAACUGGAACAACAGAUAUUGCAGGUGAAUCCUCUGCUUGAGGCAUUUGGUAAUGCCAUGACAUUGAUGAAUGACAACUCCAGUAGGUUUGGAAAGUACAUACAGCUAAAAUUUAAACAUGGAAAUGUCAUGGGGGCCAAAAUUUCAGAAUACUUGCUAGAAAAAUCACGCCUGGUCAGACAGAGCAGAGGAGAGGAAAACUUUCACAUCUUUUACUACAUGCUUGCUGGGCUGUCACAAGAACAGAAGCAGAAAUACAGUCUUGGUCCAGCAGAUAGUUAUAGAUACCUAUCCAAUGGGGCUCAGUGCCUGAAGAAGCAUGCCGAAAGACUAAGCAUGGCCUAUGAAGAGGUGGUGAACCACAUGGACCUGGUUGGGUUCAAUGCAGAUGAACAAGAAGACUUGUUUGUGAUUUUAUCAGGUGUCCUGAACCUUGGAAAUGUAACAUUUGAAAUGAAUGACCAUGAGGCAGCUUUUGUCACUGAUAAAACCAAAGUCCAGGCAGCAGCAAGCCUGCUUGGUGUGGAAGCAAAAGAUUUGGAAGAAGUGCUGACCUUCACAGAGACCUUUGCAAGAGGAGAGUCCAUCAGGAGAAAUUAUACAACAGAACAAGCAGAGGACUCUAGAGAUGCCACAGCUAAAGCAAUUUAUGGCAGAAUGUUUGGGUGGAUUGUGAAUAAAAUCAACCAGCUGCUGGCUCCAAAAGAAAUUCUAGGACCAGAGGCCAUGGAAAUAGAUAUUCUGGAUAUCUUUGGCUUUGAGCACUUUGAAAGGAACAGCUUUGAGCAAGCUUGUAUUAAUUUGGCCAAUGAGCAGCUGCAUUUCUUUUUUAACAAGCACAUAUUUUUUAUGGAACAAGAAGAAUACAAGAGAGAAGGUGUGGACUGGACAGAGAUCAAAUUUGUGGACAAUCAACCUUUGCUGGAUCUGUUUAUAGCCAAGCCCAUUGGUCUGAUAGCUCUACUGGAUGAGGAGAGCCAGUUUCCAAAGGCAACAGAUUCCACAUUUGUGCAGAAAUUGAACAAGAACCUGCAGGGCAACAAAUAUUUCAUUAAGUCACCAAAUGCAAAGUCAGACCUGUUCACCAUUGCACACUAUGCAGGAAAGGUGGAGUACAGUGCUAGUAGGUGGUUAGAAAAGAACAGAGAUACCAUACCAGCUGGUGUACUGGAGUUAUUACAGCGGAGCAAAAACCACUUACUGCAGCUGGUUUUCAAAGCUGCCUUCACAAGAACUGGAACCUUAGCUUUACAAAACAGAAGUUCAAAAAAACGUACAACUAGACUGAAAAAGGGGACCCCAGAUCCAGUAACUUCUAAAAGAAAACUGACAGUUGGAACACAGUUUAAGAAUUCUUUACAAGUGCUAAUGGAGAGGAUGAGUGUUGCCACUCCACAUUUUGUACGCUGCAUCAAACCGAACAAUGACAAAUUACCCAAAGCAUUUGAUGAUGCAUAUGUUAAUGCCCAGCUUCUCUACACUGGAAUGUUGGAGACCACAAAGAUUAGGCGGGAGGGAUAUGCUUACAGACCUCUGUUCUCUGAUUUCAUAGAAAGAUAUGAUAUUUUGCUGAGACAACCUAGGAAGGAUGAUGACAAAGCUGCCUGUUUGCAGAUUCUACAAACAGCUGGAUUAAAUGGCUACCAUCUUGGAAAAACGAAAGUAUUUAUGAAGCUGCACCACAUUGAGUCACUUGCUGUCAAAUUGGAAGAGAUAUCUUUAGUUGCAGUUGUGAUACAGAAAGUCAUAAGAGGAUUCCUGGGAAGGAGAUAUGUGAAGAAGAAGCAAGCUGAGGCUCUGCAACAAGCAGAAAGAGUCCAGCAACUUCUGCAUGAGAUUGAGAAGUUAGGAAUUCAAGGUUACGAAGGGCAGCAGAAAAUUGGAGAACCUCUUCCUGAAGGGUAUUUUAAUGAAGCUGUCUAUGAUGAGCCUGCAGGAGACUAUGGUUUCCCUCCCCCACCACCUCCUUUGACAGAAGAUCAGAUAACAGAUACAACAAAUGAAGAGACAGCUGGAACUGGCUCAGACACAGAUGAUGAGGUCCUGGAAGAUGAGUUUGUUCCUGUGAAGACAACGGGAAUGACCAAGUAUGGCCCGGCAGGUACCAAGCAGGCCUCCAUGAGGUGGUUUAGAGCCACUCAGUAUGACAAGCUACGGCAGCCACAUGGAGGGUUUGCUCCCUGGUUUCAUGGGAUUAUCACGAGGAGGCAAUCUGAAGAGCUCCUGAGGGGCAAGCAAAUAGGUUGUUUCCUUGUCAGAGUUGGGGAAAGCAGAUUUGGAUAUUCACUCUCAUUCAAAUCUGAAAACAGAUGCCGCCAUUAUAUGGUUGACCAGACAGCUAGUGGCAAAUAUGUUAUAGUAGGAGAACCAAAAGUUCAUAAGACAUUGAAUGAUUUGGUUGCAUACCACCAGAAGCACUGUAUCUCUAACUGGUCAGGGCUCCUUACAGUACCAUGUGGUCAGGCCCCAGGAGAGUGUGAUUACCAGGAGUUGGUGGAUCCAACAACAAAUCAUAGUUAUGAGGGAAUGUAUUUUGAAUUAGAGCCAGAGAAGAAACAUUACCAGAUUUCAUUUGACAAAGAAAGAAAGUCAAAGGGAACUGCCAGAUUGUUCAGUGAUAGUUUUGAUGUGAUCACAGAAGUGGGGAGAAGCAAAGGCUCAGUGGGGCCACCAUUACCAGAUCGCCAUUACAGCUAUGCCACAGCCCUAGAAGCUGAAAGGGGAAAGAUGGGUGGACGACCUCUGCCACAAAAACCUCCAGAGGAGGCCUAUUUAAGAUUGAUUCAGGACCAGGAAUUGCAACAGCAGGAAACUGGAAGAAAAAGGAUGUCCACCACUCGGUCCAAGUUGCCCUCACACAAGUAACAGGAUGGUGAUUAUUAUGAUCUUGUACCACCUUGGACUAAUCAAACUUGAAGCAGACAUUAUGCAAUGACUAUUAUAGUUAUUAUAUACAUAAAGUAUAAACUGCAUAUUUUACACAAAUGCAUUUUCAAAAAGUCAUGAAGGGAGGUGAUUUUUUCAGCAUAAAUGAAGGUUAGAUUAAGCAAGAAGUAUGUUAACAGUUACAUGGCAAUUAUGCUUAGAUGUUGUGAGAAAGGUAGUUUGUUUUUCACCUCAGUAUCAAUCAGAAAAUGAUGAAAAUCAAGUGAGUAUUAAAGGAUUUAUUUAUUCCAGACAGUAAGUGGAAUAUUAUUACAAGUUACAAGUUCCAUACUGUGUAAUUUUUUACAUUCAAGAAUGUCAAGUAUUUCUAGAUUUCCUCUUCUGAACUUAAAAUAAAAAAAAAAACAUUUAUAACAUAUAAAUUGGACUGCCCUGCCAUUUUACAGGUGCAUAGUAUUGUUUACGGGGAAAUCUGUUUAUGCAACAAGUAUUCUAAAAUAGUUGUGAUAUUUUACAUGGUUUUAUCAUAAUAUUCAGUGAACAGAACAUUUUAAAUAAUCUGACUAAUGCUUAUAUCUUAUUUAUGAUUCUUAUAAUAGAAAAUAUUUUUUCUUUUGAUAAAUUAGGCCAGAAAAGUUUACCCAGGGUCAUAACAUAAGUUAUAUUCCCUCAUGUGGCCUGGUCCCAGGAAAGUAGUAGAGGGGGGGUUGUGAGAGGGGAGGUUAACUUCAUAGCUUUAAGCCUGUUGUGUUCAGAUUUUAGUCAUAAUAACAAAUUUAGACGUUAAAAAGUAUCUUUAUCUGUGAUACUUUUUGUUACCAAACAUCUGGCAGAUUGUCAGGGUAUUAUGGUAUUAUUAUGGUAUUAUUCCACAUAAUUUUUAUUGGUUUAAUUGCCAGUUGAAAUCUGGACAACUAUUUUUCUACAUCAGUCAAGUGACCACAUCUUGAGAUUCAUUCUUUGUGUCUUUUUAAAGUACAUGCUAUUUUUGUUUUAAGAGUAGAAUAAAGAAUAAUAUAUAUAUGUAA
This is a messenger RNA of Lingula anatina, 4393 nucleotides long. Its product is annotated as myosin-IIIb. Gene Ontology annotation, molecular function: ATP binding; microfilament motor activity; protein serine/threonine kinase activity. Gene Ontology annotation, cellular component: myosin complex. Lineage: Eukaryota; Metazoa; Brachiopoda; Lingulata; Lingulida; Lingulidae. The record is from RefSeq and is a predicted model, not a curated record. Gene Ontology annotation, biological process: peptidyl-serine phosphorylation; regulation of actin filament length.